AUACAUGUGUUUCAACUUGUUAUUCCAAGUGCCCAAGCUUUUGAUUACUUCACCAACUGCACAGGUAGUUCUAAUUACACCCAAAACAGUCAGUACCAAAAAAAACUUCGGUAAUCUCUUAUUCGAGUUAACUGCAGAAGCUUCGCUUUCUGGUUUUUAUUACUCAUCUGUAGGUCAGAUCCCUGAUAAAGUCUAUGGCCUUUACCUAUGCCGGGGUGACAUUGGUGGUCAAGGUUGUGGCCAAUGCGUAUACCAGGCUCAAAAUAGUAUCCUCAAAGAGUGUCCGACCCAGAUAUGGGCUGUUCUGUGGUAUGACAAUUGCAUGCUUCAUUUCUCUAACGAGACAUUCUAUCAUCAGAUGGAUGAUUACCCAAGCAACGUGGAAUGGAACCCUGAAAACAUAACUAGUAACAAGACUCGGGCAUUUUCUAAGGUGCUUAACAAUACCAUGAUGGAUUUGACACCAGAAAUUGUGAACAGCAAGGUGAAAUUUGGUACCAAAAUGGCUAACAUCACAAGCUCAAAGAAGUUAUAUACCUUAGGGCAGUGCACGCUAGACUUGUCAGCAGAUGACUGGUUGGUGCUUGAAAAUUGCGAUUGGGAAGCUUCCAAUGAUGCUUGGAGGGAGAGCUUUGCUACCAAGCUGCAAUGUAAGAUUUGAAGUCAGUCCGUUUUAUGGCAAUACUGUUAACACAUCAUUCUUGCUAUCUGCGAUCACCAAUUCAACAUCAACCAUUACAAGAGACAAGCAGCAGAAAAGAUCGUCACACAUUGCCAUUGCUGUCAGCAUUCCUGUAAUCUUUGUAGUCUUGCUCCUGGCUGGUGCUUUCUGUUCCAUAUACAAUCGGAAGGCUGCAACGCCAUCUCCUGGACUGGAGGAGAUAGUUACAGUAGAAUCAUUACAAUAUGAUUUCAAGACAAUACGAGUCGCAACAAAUAAUUUCUCGACAGAAAAUAAGCUUGGGCAAGGUGGAUUUGGUGUUGUUUACAGGGGAACGCUUCAGAAUGGACAAGAAAUAGCAGUGAAAAGGUUGUCAUCCACCUCAGGGCAAGGUAUUGCAGAAUUCAAGACAGAAGUUCUAUUAGUUGCAAAGCUUCAGCAUAAGAAUUUGGUUAGACUCCUGGGAUUCUGUUUGCAAGCACAAGAAAAGUUACUUGUCUAUGAGUUCUUGCCUAAUUCAAGUCUUGACAAAGUCCUACUCGAUCCAAACAAGCACGUAUCAUUGGAUUGGGAAACCCGAUAUAAGAUAAUAGCAGGAAUUGCUAGAGGAGUCCUCUACCUUCAUGAAGAUUCAAGACUAAAGAUAAUACAUCGUGACCUAAAAUCAAGCAAUAUUAUGUUAGAUGAAAAUAUGAACCCGAAGAUAUCAGAUUUUGGUUUGGCAAGGCUUGUAGGAGCUGAUCAAAUUCAAGGUGAUACCAAUAGGAUUGUUGGGACAUAUGGAUACAUGGCUCCAGAGUAUGCAAUGGCUGGGCGGUUUUCAGUCAAGUCAGUCGUUUAUAGCUUCGGAGUGAUAGUUUUGGAAAUCGUAAGUGGCCUCAAGUGUAACUCAUCAGCCUUCCCUUUUCAUGAAGAAAGUCUACUUCAACGAGCCUGGAGGUUUGGAACCUCAAUGCAGCUUUAGAGUUGAUGGACCUCAGACUCAAAGGUAGCUUCUCAAGUGAGAAAGCAGUGAAAUGCAUUCACAUUGGCUUGCUUUGCAUCCAAGAAAAUGCAAAUAAGAGACCAACAAUGGCUCCAAUUGUCUCGGCAAUCAAUGGCUAUCCAGUGGUACUCUCUGAGCCAACACCACCUCAGCUAAUAGCCACAAGUAGUAGUACUUCUGGUCAAUCUUCUAAUAUAUUUUCAGGAAGUAAGGACAUCACAGAUGUUUAUCCUCGUUAAAUGUAUAGGAGAGAGGAAGAAUUCAUUCACGUAUUCUAGGAACGACAUAGAGGAUAUACUUCUUGAUCAAAUAUAAGAAAUAGAAAGGACCACAGUCAUGUACUCAUGUUGAUUAAUAUUUUCAUCAGAGAUAUGAGGGGAGCACAAUCUAAUCCAUGUUACUAAGGAGCACAACUUUAUCCAUAAAUAUGCAGUAAAGUCAUAGAUGUGAAGUCCACUUAUGAACAAAAAUUUUAGGCUGCUGCAGCCAUUUUUUUCAAUUCUUUAACUUUGAA
Messenger RNA from Chenopodium quinoa (quinoa), 2160 nucleotides. RefSeq names its product cysteine-rich receptor-like protein kinase 5. The record is from RefSeq and is a predicted model, not a curated record. Lineage: Eukaryota; Viridiplantae; Streptophyta; Magnoliopsida; Caryophyllales; Amaranthaceae. The transcript has 7 exons. Gene Ontology annotation, molecular function: ATP binding; protein kinase activity. Bases 570 to 1625 code for a protein of 351 amino acids. Gene Ontology annotation, biological process: protein phosphorylation.